AUGGGCAUGCUGAGGAAUGGUUUGGCUGGAAAGACGGAGGAGGUGAGCAGCACACGGCCAGAGACGCCCAGCACACUGACGGAGGUGGACAGGGAGGUCAGUCUGGACACAUAUCAGAUCACGCUGGAGGAGGUGCUCACCUGGCUGCUGUCGGCCGAAGACACGCUGCACAUGCAGGACGACGUGUCCGACGACGUGGAGGAGGUCAAAGACCAGUUCCACACACAUGAGGCGUUUAUGAUGGAAUUGACAGCCCACCAGAGCAGCGUGGGUAACGUCUUACAGGCGGGAAACCAGCUGAUCGCUCAAGGCAACCUGAGUGAGGAAGAGGAGGAUGAGAUCCGAGAACAAAUGACACUGCUCAACUCCCGCUGGGAAAACCUGCGGGUCGCCAGCAUGGACCGUCAGUCCAGACUUCAUGAAGUUCUGAUGAACCUUCAGCAACAGCAGCUCCAGCAGCUCUCUGAUUGGCUGACGCAGACGGAGGGGCAGAUCCGUAAGAUGGAGAAAGAGCCAAUAGCAGGAGACAUGGAGGGAUAUCUUCCCCAGAUAGAGGAGCACAAAGUUUUGCAGAAUGAUCUGGAGCUGGAACAGGUUAAGGUGAACUCUCUCACGCACAUGGUUGUGGUCGUGGAUGAGAACAGCGGGGAGAGCGCCACUGCUGCCCUGGAGGAACAACUGCAGUCACUGGGAGAGCGCUGGGCGGCAGUGUGUCGCUGGACGGAGGAACGCUGGAAUAAACUUGAGGAAUUUCAGCUGGUGUGGCAGCGGUUGCUUGAUGACCAGAGUUUAUUUGGAUCAUGGCUAGCAGAUAAGGAGAAGGCCUUGAGUGAAGUUCAGACGAGUGAUUUUAAAGACCCUAGUGAAAUAAAUGCCAGCGUCCGCAGAUUAGCCAGUCUUAAGGAGGAUAUGGCCCAGAAGCGGAGGGCCCUGAGUGCUCUGUCAGAUGCUGGACAGGAUGUGAUGGUGCUGUUAAACAGUCCAGCUGCAGCUCAGAGGAUCGAAGCAGACACAGACCUACUGACCCAACGUUGGGACAACCUGGUCCAAAAACUAGAGGACUGCUCCAGCCAAGUAACCGAAGCGGUGUCCGUGACUGGGAUGCCCCAGAUACAGGAGAGGGUUUUCAUGGAGACAGUCACAACAGUAACAACAUGGAUGGAGCAAACCUUCACCAGCAGUGACCGAGAGCUACCGCCACCUGCCCCACCAAAAAGACGACAUCUUGAUAUCGACGGCGAGCUCAGGAGACUAGCUGAAACUGAUGUUCCCAAGCUUUUGUCUCAGCUGGCUGAAUGGAAGUCAUCUGCCCGAGCUGCUGAAGACCCCCCUGUCCUGAAGGAAAAACUACAGACCCUGGGUAUGGAGCUUGCUGAAAACGAGGGGGCAGUGAAAGAGUUGGUGCAGAAAGGAGAGAAGAUGAUUGAACAGCUGGAGAAAGCAGGUCUGUCUUCAGAGGAGGCCCGUUCUGGCCUGGACUCUGUGCAUAAAGAAUGGGAGAGCUGCCAGAACCUGAUCCAGGAUCUGAGGAACCGAGCUCAAGUUCUAGAGCGAGUGGCAGCGGUUCAAUCAGGACUGAAGGCUGUAAAUGAAUUCUUGCAGGAACAGGAGAAGUGGUUGAUCUCCACAAAAGGGUUUAGAGCCAAGGACAACCAGCAGGAACUCCAGGCACUCAAAGAUGACUGUGAGACUCGAAUAGCAGAGCUGGAAAAGCUUCUGCCGCAGGUGGAAGAUCUCUGUUCUCAGACGGAGCGUCUGGCCGCAGAACCUGGUGCCCCUGAUACCAUGAGGCCCAGUGUGACAGCACUGGCAUCACGCCACAGCACAACUAUUCAAGAGCUCAAGACGCGGCAGCAGGACAUCACUAUAGUUUUGUCCAGGCUGGUGGGGUCCAGAGCGCUGCAGCAGAUGGAGUCCAGACUGAACACGGCCAGCGCUGAUAUCAGAGACAUCACCACAGCUGAACAGGGAGUCGUUAAAGCUCAGGCUCUUUGUGCUGAGAUAGAGCAGCAGCUGGAGGAGGCAGCAGAGCAGCAGGCCUGGACUGAGCUCUCCACCGCCGCCCAGGAUCAGCUCAGCAUGCUGCAGUGCAUUCUGGGUAGCAUGAAGGACACAAAGGUGAAGAGUGAGGAGGUGAAGCGCUGGCUGGAUGCGGUUGAGGAGCUGCUGUCUCGAGACGCCAGCGGCUUCAGUCACGGCGACAAACUACAGGAAGAACUCGACCAGUGCAAGGAGCUGCUGAGUGAGAUGGAGAGCGUGGCCUCGUCUCUGAAGCAGAUAAAGGAGAACGUGGCAGCCGUGCAGCAGAGCUCAGGACCGGGUCUGAUCAGCUGGGGGCAGACGGAGCUGGACGACAGUCAGAGACGCUGGGACACGCUCAGUAAAGAGUUGUUGAGGCGUGAGGAGCGUGUGAGUGAAGGUCAGGAGAAAGUGAUGAAUCUGAAGAAAGACGUGGCGGAGAUGCGCGAGUGGAUGAUUCAAGUGGACGAGGAGUUUCUCAUGAGAGACUUUGAGUACAAGAGCCCAGAGGAGCUGGAGGAGGCGCUGCAGGAUAUGAAGAGGGCUAAAGAGGAUGUGUUACAGAAGGAAGUGCGUGUAAAGAUUUUGAAGGACAGCGUUAAUGUGCUGAUUGGAAAGACGCCCCCUGGUGGUCCUGACCUGAGCCCUGAGCUCACUGAAGUGCUGCAGAACUACCAGAAACUCUGUGAUCGCUUCAAGAGCAAGUGCCACACGCUUGAGGAGGUGUGGUCCUGUUGGAUCGAGCUGCUACAGUAUCUGGAUGCGGAGUCUGGCUGGUUGAACACACUGGAGGAGAAAGUUCAAGCCACUGAAAACCUCCCAGAAAACACAGAGUCUAUCAGCGAGGCUCUGGAGUCUCUGGAGUCGGAUCUGCGUCAUCCGGGUGAUAACAGGACUCAGAUCCGAGAGCUGGCUCAGACUCUCAUAGACGGAGGCAUUCUGGAUGAACUCAUCAGCGAGAAACUGGAGAGCUUCAACUCGCGCUACGAAGAACUGACUCAGCUGGCUGCUGCACGUCAGAUGUCUCUGGAGCAGAAGUUGGGGACUCUGAGAGAGAACGAGACGGCGUUACACACACUACAGACGUCCCUGACACAGCUGGACCAAACACUCACCUCGUACCUCACCGACCGCAUCGACGCCUUCCAGCUGCCUCAGGAAGCUCAGGUCAUUCAGGCCGAGAUCGCGGCCCAUGAGGCCACACUGGAGGAUCUGAGGAGGAGGAAUGUAGGUAACGUGCCUCCGACUGUCCCAGAGGGCAAACCAGUGCGAGGAGGGACCCUACUGGACCAGUUACAGCGGAAACUCCGUGAGAUUAGUACCAAAUUCCAGCUGUUCCAGAAACCAGCCAACUUUGAGCAGCGAAUGCUGGACUGCAAGAGGAUUCUGGAAAACGCUAAAGCCGAACUUCACGUCCUUGACCUGAAAGACACACAACCAGAGGAGAUCCAGACCCACCUGACCGGAUGCAUGAAACUGUAUAAGAUCUUGAGCGAGGUGAAACUGGAGGUGGAGACUGUGAUUAAAACAGGAAGACAGAUCGUACAGAAACAGCAGACGGAAAAUCCUAAAGAAAUGGACGAACAACUCACCGCCCUCAAAUUACUCUACAAUGAGCUGGGAGCUCAGGUGACUGAGGGGAAGCAGGAUUUGGAGAAGGCCAUGUCUCUGUCUCAGCGGCUGCAGAAGGACAGCGCCGCCCUGCAGGCCUGGAUGAGCCACACUGAGACUCAGCUGAAAGAGAAGCUCAGCACAGGAGACAUGCCUGCCGAUAUCGAGACGGAGAUCACAUGGGCUAACGGCGUGUUGAAGGAGUCUGAGCGCAAGAAGAGCGAUCUGUCUGUGGUGAUGGAGAACAGCGCCGCCCUGCAGGCCUUAGUGGAGGGCAGCGAGGCUCAGCUGGAGGAUCAGCUGUUUGAGCUGAAUGAGGACUGGGAGCGUGUGCACACGCUGAUCGAGGACUGGCUCAGUGCUGUUCUGAACAUCUGUGGAAGUCUUAAAAAGGAGGUUUUUGUCAGAUGCUGUAUCUGUAUGCAUGCCGAGAAAGAGAGAAUGAUGAAGGCUGUGCUGUGUGAGUUGGAGGGAAUGAGUGUGCGUGUGGACAGCGCUCGUGAUCAGGCAGUAAUCUUGAUGACCAGCAGGGGGCCUGUGUGCAGAGAGCUGGUGGAGCCCAAACUAGCCGACCUCAACCGCAGCUUCCACAAGGUGGCGCAGCACAUCAGCUCUGCUCAGGUGUCUGCUGGUCUGGAGGUCAGACAGGAGGCAGUGCGGCCGCAGCAGGAGGUGGCAGACGGGAGGUCUGCUCCUCUUCUCUCCUCCUCACAGCUGCAGCUGUUCGAAUCAGACCUACAAGCUACUAUCAGAGGCCUGGAGCAGCAGGAGAAAACACACACACCUGAUGAUGAGAGGUUGGAUGAGGAGAAAGCUCAUGUUGAGGAGGUGCUGAGGAGAGGAGAGGAGGUGCUGCUGUCUGUUCCUGACGAGGACAGAAGAGAAGACAUCCGCAGGAGACUCCUGCUGCUCCAGACAUGCUACAAGGAGCUUCAUAUCAUCAGAACUCAGCCAGUUGUGCUCGAAUCAUCGUCUGUUCCUCUUCAGAGCUCAGAGUCAUCCCUCUCUCCCCAGGAUGAGAGGAGCGCAUCUGUCUCCCCGUCUGACUAUCUGCUGGACAUUAAUAAGGUUCUGCUGGCCAUGGCCGACAAUGAGCUGCUCCUGAACUCCUCAGAGCUCAGCGGAGGCCUGUUUGAGGAUUUCUCCAGCCAGGAGGACACGCUCAGGAAUAUAAAGGAGAGUUUGGGGCGGUUGGGUGAGCAGGUUGAAGUGAUUAAUGAGCGCCAGCCUGAUGUGAUUCUGGAAGCUUCCAGACAGGAGAUGGCACAGUUAUCUGAUGCCCUGACACAGCUGAACUCAGAGUGGGACAGAGUCAACCGCAUGUACAGCCAGAGGAAAGGGUGUUUCGAUGGAGCUGUGGAGGAGUGGAGGCAGUUUCACUGCGAUAUGAACGAUCUCUCGCAGUGGCUGAGUGACACUGAACAGGUCCUGGCUGACGGGAUCGGACCAGACGGAGAACUGGACCUGGACCGCGCUCGUGCACAGCAACAGGUCAGACGCAGGGUCAAAGGUCACAGAUGUUAUUUUGGCUCUCUCUCUCUCUCUCUCUCUCAGGCCUUGACGGAGGAGAUGGAUGGUCAGAAUGAGACGCUGUCAUGGCUAAAUAAAACCGGCUCUCAGAUCUUGUCAAACUCCAGCCUGAGUCCUCAGGACAGAGACACUCAUAUGAAUCAAAUCAGGCAGAUAAACAUCAGCUGGAGUAAAGCGAGUCGUGAGCUGCUGGAUAAGCUGCGUGAGGUGGAGGGUCGUCUGCAGACACGCACACCGCUGCAGGACGAGAGGAGGCUGGCGUCUUACAGCCAGUUCCAGGAGCGCAUGGACAGACUGGGAGACUGGGUUUACAUCAGCAGCCAGUCUCUGAGCGACGUCACACCCGCGGAGAGACAGGUUCUGGAAAUGUCCAUGCGAGAGCAGAAGCGGGAGCUGGAGGAGCUGUUGUCCUUCUCUAUUGAGCUCCAGAGGAAACAGCUGCUUUUACCACAGGAGAAGAGUAAAAUCGAACAGCUGGCUGCAGAUUGGAAAGUUCUGGACGCCAGACUGAAGGAGACGCCACAGCAGCCUCUUUCUCCAUGGACACAACAAGUCUCUCAGCAGCAGUUCACAGCGAGCGUGCCGUCUGCGGUGCACAUGGUCAGUCUGAUGAGCGAGGAGCGGCGUCCCAGUCCAGAGCUGGUGGGCCCCAGCGACCUGCACCAGACGGCCACAGAGCUGGCGGACUGGCUGCUCCUCAUCCACCAGAUGCUCAAAUCCAACAUCGUCACGGUGGGAGACAAAGAGGAGAUCCACACCACCAUCGGCCGCCUGCAGGUGACUAAAGGAGAUCUCGAGCAGAGACAUCCACAGCUGGAAGACAUCAUCACUCUGGCGCAAAACAUCAAGAACAAAACCUCCAACCUCGACGUGCGCACCUCCAUCUCUGAGAAACUGGAGAAGGUCCGCAGCCAAUGGGACGGCACACAGCAUGGCGUGGAGGCGCGGCUUCUGCAGCUGGAAUGCAUGAUUGGCCACAGCGACCAAUGGGAGGAGCAGAGGCACAAGUUGAAGGCUCUGAUUGGUCAAAACGAGAUGCGUCUGCACAACCUGCUGCAGCUGAACCGAGAGCCGCUCACCAAACAGAUCAGUGACAACAAGGCGUUCCUGCAGGAGCUCAGUCGAGGACAGGAGAGCGUGACGUCCUUUAAUGAACUGUCCAAUCAGCUUCUGCAGGAAUAUGCCGCUGACGACACGCGCAAGGUCACAGAGGUCAUGGACAAACUCAACACGGCGUGGAACAGCGUCAAUAACAGGGCUUCGGACCGUCAGGCUGCGUUGGAUUCAGAGCUGAAGUCUCUCCAGGCGUGUCUCCGUGAGCUCGAGUCCUUCCUCAAGUGGCUCCAUGAGGCGGAGACUACAGUCAACGUGUUAUCUGAUGCCGCCCAGAGGGAGGAGCUCUCGCAGGACUCCGCCCACAUCAAAGAGCUGAAGGGGCAGCUUGGGGACAUCCAGGCGGAGAUCGAGGCUCAUAAUGAUGUCUUCAGGAGUGUGGAUGGGAAUAAGAUGAAGAUGGUGAAGGCUCUGGGGAGCUCAGAGGAAGCAGUUUUCCUCCAACAGAGACUGGAUGAUAUGAACCAGCGCUGGAACGACCUGAAGACCAAAUCAGCCAAUAUACGGGCUCAUCUGGAGGCCAGUGCUGAGCGCUGGAACCGGCUUCUGUCAGUCCUGGAGGAGCUGGGCCGCUGGAUCAGUGUGAAGGAUGAGGAGCUGAACAAACAGAUGCCCAUCGGAGGAGACGUGCCCACAGUGCUGCAGCAGCAGACCCACUGCAUGGCUCUGAGGGCGGAGCUUAAGGAGCGUGAGCAUUUAGUUCUCAGCACAUUGGAUCAGGCACAUAUGUUUCUGGCCGACCAGCCGAUCGAAGGACCCGAAGAGCCACGCAAGAACCUGCAACCCAAAACCGAGCUGACCCCGGAGGAGAAGGCCCAGCGGGUGGCUAAGGCGAUUCGUAAGCAGACUGCAGAGGUGGGCGAGCGCUGGGAGAGGCUGAUGGGACACGCGGGAACCUGGCAAGAGCAGGUGGACAGAGCACUGGAUAAACUCCAGGAUCUCCAGAGCUCCAUGGACCAACUGGACCUGCGUCUAGCCCAGGCCGAGGAGCUCAAAACAGGGUGGCAACCGGUGGGAGACCUUCUCAUAGAUUCCCUACAGGAUCACAUCGAGAAAACAACGGUGUUCCGUGAUGAGAUCGCGCCUCUGAAACAGGAUGUCCGAGCUGUGAAUGAUCUGGCAGGUCAGCUGACCCCACUGGAUGUCCAGCUGUCCUCCACCACCAACCGCCAGUUAGACAACCUCAACAUGCGCUGGAAACUACUGCAGGCGGCUGUAGAGGACAGGUUGAAGCUCUUACAGGAAGCACACAGGGAUUUUGGACCCUCCUCUCAACACUUCUUAUCCAUCAUUUUGUCCAUCUCUGUUGUCUUCUGCAGUCAUCAGAGUCAGACGACGUGCUGGGACCAUCCCAAGAUGACCGAGCUCUAUCACUCUCUCUCUGACCUCAACAACGUGCGCUUCUCGGCAUACAGGACGGCUAUGAAGAUCCGCCGGCUACAGAAAGCCCUCUGCUUGGAUCUGCUGGAUCUGAAUGUGGCUCAGUCCAUGUUCCAGCAGCACAAGUUGACGGUGAACUCCCAGCAGCUGACGGUUCCUGAGGUCAUCAACUGCUUGACGUCUGUCUAUGACGGACUGGAGCAGGAACACAAAGACCUGGUCAACGUCCCGCUGUGUGUGGACAUGUGUCUCAACUGGCUGCUCAACGUCUACGACACGGGUCGCAGUGGGAAAAUCCGAGUUCUGUCCUUGAAGAUUGGGCUGCUCUCUCUUUGUAAGGGUCACCUGGAGGAGAAAUACAAAUGUCUGUUUAAUCAGGUGUCAUCGGCGGGCGAUACGUGUGAUCAGAGGCAGUUGGGUCUUCUGCUGCAUGAUGCCAUUCAGAUCCCUCGACAGCUGGGCGAGGUGGCAGCCUUCGGCGGGAGCAACAUCGAGCCCAGCGUCCGCAGCUGCUUCCAGCAUGUGACCAAUAAGGUGGAGCUGGAGCCGAGGCAGUUUAUUGAUUGGAUGAGGCUGGAGCCGCAGUCGAUGGUUUGGCUUCCGGUCCUGCACAGAGUGGCGGCAGCAGAAACGGCCAAACACCAAGCCAAGUGCAAUAUCUGUAAAGAGUUCCCCAUCGUGGGCUUCAGAUACCGCAGUUUGAAGCACUUCAACUAUGACGUUUGCCAGAGUUGUUUCUUCUCUGGUCGCACAGCGAAGGGUCAUAAACUGAACUACCCCAUGGUGGAGUACUGCACACCGACCACCUCAGGAGAAGACAUGCGAGAUUUCACCAAAGUCUUAAAAAACAAGUUCCGCUCAAAGAAGUAUUUCGCCAAGCACCCUCGCCUGGGAUACCUGCCCGUCCAGACGGUCCUCGAAGGAGACAACAUGGAAACGCUAUCUCCAUCGCCACAACUCUCUCAUGACGACACACACUCACGGAUAGGGCAAUACGCCAGCAGGUUGGCACAGAUGGAACGCUCCAAUGGCUCUCUGCCCACCGACAGCAGCUCGGCCACCGGAAGCAUGGACGAGGAACAUGCUUUAAUUCUGCAGUACUGUCAGACUUUGGGAGGGGAGGGCUCAUCCUUCAGCCAGCCCCAAACCCCCGCCCACGUCAGCAGGAGCCCCGCCCAUAACACUCACAGCCCCUCCUACCUGAUCCAGAGCCCCGCCCAGAUCCUGCAGGCUGUGGAGAGGGAGGAGCGAGGAGAGCUGGAGCGAAUCAUAGCGCGACUGGAGGAGGAGCAGCGGACCCUGCAGAGGGAGUAUGAACAGUUGCGCCAGCAGCACGGUCAGCCCGGCGCGGGGGCCGCAGCUGUUGGCGGGGCCCCUGAGGAAGCUGACCUGUUAGCUGAAGCUAAACUCCUGCGACAGCACAAGGGACGGCUGGAGCUGGAUUUUAGGCACUCGGGUUGA
Molecule: messenger RNA, 9114 nt
Organism: Sinocyclocheilus rhinocerous
Lineage: Eukaryota; Metazoa; Chordata; Actinopteri; Cypriniformes; Cyprinidae
Product: utrophin-like
Exons: 63
Coding region: 1-9114 (3037 amino acids)
Biological process (GO): synaptic signaling
Cellular component (GO): plasma membrane
Molecular function (GO): zinc ion binding; protein binding
Source: RefSeq, a predicted model, not a curated record